UCGAAAUAUAAAAGGGGGAUAGUUUCGCGAGCGCGAUGGCCAUUCAGUUUUUAGUCACGGCUUAACCAGCUCGUCGACAGCAUGCGUCGCUCGUUGCCUCCCGUCCGACCGAGCUAGCUCGCGCUCCCGUGUGAAACCCGACGACAUGUCGCUCUAAAAGGACACACCGACGUCCGUCGUCCGCGGCCGAGAAGUUCGUGAACAACGUUCCGAGGAGUUUUCCGCAACGGAACGACGGUCUCGCGCGGAAAUCCGCCCCGAAGAUCGGUGAAGGAACAAGUGCGCGCCUACGAACGACGAACUUUCCGCAAUUAGAGGAUCGCCGAGAGUUCCGAUUCGGUACUUCGAAAAGUCGUUCCUCGUUUUCUUGUCCUUCGUCUCUCGACGUGAUCGCAGCAGACAGAAAAAUAUGGCCUGCCCGUUGUCGGACGCGAUCGCGGAGGAUCGCGACCAAGAGAACGGCCAGUUGACGGAAGGGCCGGGCAUGCUUUACGGCGAGUAUCUUCGAUUGGACAAAAUCUUGACCGCGCAGAGAUUACUCAGCUCCGAAUACAGCAAGGAGGUGCACGACGAGCAUCUAUUCAUCAUCACGCAUCAGGCGUACGAACUCUGGUUCAAGCAGAUCAUCUACGAGCUGGACACAGUCAGGACGCUCUUCAACUCGGAGCCGAGCAGCUACGAUCCGGCUUUGAAUGGGACCGCGAACAACCGUUCCUCCCAGAAGAAUCGGCUCUCCCAGGUUCUGAACGAGUCGAGGACCCUGGAGAUCCUGAAGAGAUUAAACCGCAUCGUCCUCAUCCUAAAACUUCUCGUGGAGCAAGUGACGAUCCUGGAAACCAUGACGCCCCUGGACUUCAUGGCGUUCAGGGACUACCUGUGCCCAGCCUCGGGCUUCCAGUCGCUGCAGUUCCGGCUGCUGGAGAACAAGCUGGGCGUGAAGCAGGAGCACAGGGUGAAGUACAAUCAAAGUUACGCCAGAGCCUUCGGCAGAGAUCCGAAGGCCAUCGAGGCGAUCAAACGGUCCGAGGAGGAGCCGAGUCUCAGCUGUCUGGUUCAAGGAUGGCUGGCGAGGACGCCGGGCCUCGAGAGCCACGACUUCGACUUCUGGGGAAAGUACAAGAGAUCCGUGGAGACGCUGCUCGCCGAACAGGAACAAUUCGCCCGAAAACAGGCGACGGAGCAGCUCAAGAAUCAUUAUCUGUCCACCGUGCGUUCGCGACAAGCGGCCUUCGAGACGAUCUUCAACGAAUCUCUUCACAACGCCCUCGUGUCGCGCGGCGAACGGAAAUUCGCCUACGGGGCCCUUCAAGGGGCCGUGAUGAUCACAUUGUACCGCGACGAGCCGAGAUUCAGCCAACCCCAUCAGAUCCUGACCGCGCUGAUGGACAUCGACUCCCUUAUCACGAAAUGGAGGUAUAAUCAUGUUCUCAUGGUGCAAAGGAUGAUUGGGUCGCAGCAGCUCGGAACUGGCGGUUCUUCCGGCUACCAUUACUUGAAGUCCACGUUGAGCGACAGAUACAAAGUCUUCUUGGAUCUGUUCAACCUGUCCACGUUCUUGAUACCCAGACAAAUGAUCCCGCCGUUGACGAAGCAGAUGAAGACGAAGUUGUCGAUCGCCUGCAACGGAUGGAGCCCGGACGACAAUCAGAACAACUCCGAAUGCACGCUCGAGGACACGUAAGCGAAUGUUCGCGGCCCGACGACGACGACGACGACGACGACGAUACGCAUGAUAUGUUUCUCAGGAAACAUUUUGGAAAUACAGAACAAGAGGAAACCGCAUAGGAACUAAGCAUAGCGUUGGUAAAUGAAAUCUUUUAUUACAGCCUAACGCUUGGCGCGCGUUAAGAAGUUUGUAAAAAUUAGAGCAGUCGUGUGAACCGUCUCGCGACAGAAUACUUGUUAGUAUUUAUACUUAUAUAACAACAGGCGUCGUAACAAUGAUUACCUUGAUUAAAAUACUUUCAUAGGCUAUGUACAUUUACGGGCCAAUAUGAGCACUUUAUUUCAAGCCAAUCACGUUCGACUCUUCGUCCUGUCUCAUUUAGCGGCUUAGAGUAGAUCCAGCGACGAGACUUGGUUUGCUAUACCUGUCGAAACACAAUUCAUUUCUGUCAAUUUGUUCUGUCGAUUUGCUUACAACCUACUUGUCAAUUGCUUAAUAAUACUUCGGUUAUUUAUAACCCGUA
Molecule: messenger RNA, 2189 nt
Organism: Megalopta genalis
Lineage: Eukaryota; Metazoa; Arthropoda; Insecta; Hymenoptera; Halictidae
Source: RefSeq, a predicted model, not a curated record